Molecule: messenger RNA, 1566 nt
Organism: Cimex lectularius (bed bug)
Lineage: Eukaryota; Metazoa; Arthropoda; Insecta; Hemiptera; Cimicidae
Product: probable Xaa-Pro aminopeptidase 3
Exons: 8
Coding region: 73-1560 (495 amino acids)
Cellular component (GO): mitochondrion
Molecular function (GO): metalloaminopeptidase activity; manganese ion binding
Source: RefSeq, a predicted model, not a curated record
AGAUAACCGUAGUAGUUAAGUAACCUGACUACACACUUUUUCUUGUAAAGAUUUUUCUUUUUUUUAUUUAAAAUGAACACUUUUACGAGAUUAUCUUGGAAAAGUAACAGACGUUGUUGCAGGCUACUAUUUGGGAAUAAACACUGGGGUCGGUUCUUCCAUGACAUCACCCUUCAGACCGCCUGUUAUGAGACCACCCAACCGGUAAUAGGACAGCCUUCUCCACUUACGCACCCACACUUGCUCAAACCGAAUGAGCUCGUUCCAGGAUUUACAAAAAAAGACUUCAUAGAAAGAAGGGAUCGCCUUGCGGAAGCGCUAGUCAGACUGAAACCGAAUGGAACUCAUCUUGUUUUGAUACCGGCGGCGAUGACGCAGUAUAUGUCCGAUAAAAUUCCAUAUGUCUUCAGGCAGAAUACAGACUUCAGGUACUUGACAGGCUGCCUCGAGCCUGACAGUGCCCUUCUUUUGAUAAUCAAACCUGAUGGGAGUCAUAAAUCGAAAUUAUUCAUGCGUGAUAAAAAUGCUCACACUGAACUCUGGGAAGGCCCUAGAACAGGUGUUGAUGUUGCUCCUCAACUCUUCGGUAUCGAUGAAGCCAAAAGCAUCAAUGCACUUGAAUCUGAACUGAAAGAAUCGGCUAAAAAUUGUACUUUCUGGUACGAUUUCAGAAACCCAGCACACAGAAAUAUACAUAACUCAGUUGUGUCGUUUCUAUCUAAUUCUGGAUCAAAAUGUUUAGAAUCGCCGAUAAAGCUCAUACAUGAGUUAAGACUGAUUAAAUCAAAAGCAGAGCAGGAUUUGAUGCUCCGCUCUGCCCAAAUAACGUCAGAUGCCAUAACCCAAACAAUUAGGAAUACCGAGGUCGGGCACACUGAACACCAGCUUUUUGCCAUGGUAGAUUACCACUGCAGAAUGAAUGGAGCUGAAUACUUGGCUUACCCUCCAGUGGUAGCCGCUGGAAAUAAUGCAAACAUCAUCCACUACAUAAACAACACCCAAAAAAUAAUGGAGGGAGAAUUAAUUUUAAUGGACGCUGGCUGUGAGCUCCACGGUUAUUGCAGCGAUAUAACAAGAACUUGGCCUGUCAGCAAACAAUUCACUCCUCUUCAACAAACACUUUACGAGAUAGUCCUCGAUGUGCAGACCAACUUGAUUUCCCUCUGUUCAGAAGAGAAGUCAUUAGAUGAGCUGUUCAAGUUAAUGUGCGUCAUGCUAGGGAAACGUCUUAAAGAGGCACAUGUACUUACUAAGGCCGCUGACUCUAUGACACUGGAAGAGAUGGCCUUUAAAUUCUGCCCACACCAUGUCAGCCAUUACCUUGGUAUGGAUGUUCACGACACUGGUACUAUAAACAGAACUGUCCAUCUGCAAGAAGGAAUGGUCAUAACUGUAGAACCAGGGAUAUAUGUCAACGAGAAAAAUAAUCUUGCAAAAAAGGAAUUCAGAGGUAUCGGCGUACGUAUUGAAGAUGAUGUUUUAAUCUCUAAUGGGUGUGCAAAAGUGUUGUCCCUUUGCCCUAAACGGGUGGAUGAACUUCAGGAAAUAUAUAAAACUUAGCAUUCA